UMCUCUUUCUUUCCUCUUUGAACCCAUUGUGGAGGUUCCACGUAUUCAUCCAUUAGAAUCUUUUUCCAUCUCAGGAUGAAUCGUGUAUCUCAAACUCCGGCCAUGUUGGCUGCUUUCCUCUUACUUAGUUUGACUCUGGUGAACGCCGAUGUCGACACAAGUCUUAUUUUUAGCAAGGUUUCUCGUAAGAUAGACCUUACUUCUCAACUUGCUAAAGUUUCGACCAGCAUCACCUUAGAAAAUACCGGAGACAAAGCAAUCGGAUUUUUCUACCAUGCCAUGGAACCUUCACUGGUUGACAAAGUAGCAUUUAUUUCAGCUGUGGCUAAGCCAGAGACUGAAGACCAAGAUGUUCCCUUAGUCGUUAAAGAAAAGUCCCUUCCCUCUCACAAAGAUAUCAAGGUCUAUAGAGUAAAUCUACCUAUUCAGCUAGGGCCUGGUAAAACAAUAGAUGUCUCAGUAGAAGAGGUGUUCUCUCAUACAAUGAAACCUUAUCCAUCCAAAGUUGGCCAGUCAGAAAAACAGCAAGUGCUUUUCAACGGCAACCAUUAUGUUUUCUCUGUUUAUGAAUCCAAGACGCAGACUACUACAGUCUCACUUGCAUCAUCUGUGAUUGAGUCAUACAGCAAGCUCAAACCAACUAGCCAAUCAGAUAGUACUAUUACCUAUGGACCUUAUAGCAAUGUCGAGGCACUUAAACAAGACUCUAUGAAAAUUCACUUUGAAAACAAUGCACCAUUCUUAACAGUCAUGAGUAUGGAGCGUGUUGUUGAAGUAUCUCACUGGGGUAACAUUGCUGUUGAAGAAAAUUUCCACAUACGUCACUUAGGAGCUGAACUUAAGGGAUCAUUCUCAAGGUAUGACUACCAGAGAACACCAGCACCAACGUCCAUUAAGUCAUUUAAGGCCCUYCUACCAGCCGCAGCUACGGAUGUGUACUACCGUGAUGAAAUUGGUAACAUUUCUACCAGCAACAUGCUAGUGAAUGAGGACUCUGUUGAGCUUGAGCUUAAACCCAGGUUUCCUUUAUUUGGUGGAUGGCAGACUYGUUACUACAUGGGCUAUAAUGUACCAAGCUAUGAAUAUCUUUAUAAUCAAGGUAAUAACUAUGUCUUGAAGAUGAGGUUUAUUGACCAUGUCUUUGAUGAUUUUGUCAUUGAUGAUCUUAGCAUCAAGGUUAUUCUACCUGAGGGAAGCAAGAACAUUAAGCUGAAGACACCUUUUCCUGUACAAGAGGGCAAGCGUGAACUGCAUCAUACAUACCUCGACACUGUUGGAAGACCUGUAGUUGUUGCACAAAAGAAGAACAUUGUAGAACAGCAUAUCCAGGAAUUUGAGAUUCACUACACUUUCAACAAGGUCAUGCUCCUUCAGGAACCUCUCUUGGUUGUUGGUGCUUUCUACCUCCUGUUUCUCCUUGUCAUUAUAUAUGUGCGCAUGGACUUCUCCAUCAGCAAGGAUGAGGCAAGUGAAUCCAGAAUGCGCGCCGCUGGCCUAGUAGAAGAAGUGCUGCGUCUUUUGGACAGGAGAGGUGGGUUGUACAAUGUGUACAUGGAUGCCAUCAGCAAGUUCAAGUCAAGUAAAGAUGGCACCUCCUUUGCCAACGCUCGUAAGAAGCUGGAUGCUGACUACCGUGCUAUUGGAAACCAGAUAUCUCAGUUCCAGACUGGAUUAGCUAAAGAACAGUCUGAAGCAGUUGAGAAGAUAACUGAAAUCCAGCGCAAGGAGCAUGAGCGCAAACAGCUGUUAGACCAAGCCAUUGUAAUGGCAGAAAAGGUAGUGAAUGGACGUUUGAACAAGCAGACCUAUGUGGAUAAUGAGAACACCAACAAGACAAAACGCCAGAAGUUGUCCUCUGAAAUUGAUGCCAUUGCUGACACUCUUUGACCAACACAAUGAACCAUCACAUCCUCACUAAUAAUAUUGCAUGUAGCACCAUCUAGAUUAUUGUUACAAUUAAGAAAAAUGCCUUUUUUGAAUUAAAAAUAAGAUAUCAUCUUUA
Molecule: messenger RNA, 2002 nt
Organism: Actinia tenebrosa (Australian red waratah sea anemone)
Lineage: Eukaryota; Metazoa; Cnidaria; Anthozoa; Actiniaria; Actiniidae
Product: dolichyl-diphosphooligosaccharide--protein glycosyltransferase subunit 1
Cellular component (GO): membrane; oligosaccharyltransferase complex
Source: RefSeq, a predicted model, not a curated record